Messenger RNA from Sparassis crispa, 2187 nucleotides. RefSeq lists its product as hypothetical. The transcript has 2 exons. The coding region runs from base 1 to 2187 and encodes 728 amino acids. The record is from RefSeq and is a predicted model, not a curated record. NCBI's taxonomy places the organism in Eukaryota, Fungi, Basidiomycota, Agaricomycetes, Polyporales, Sparassidaceae. Gene Ontology annotation, molecular function: protein-folding chaperone binding.
AUGUACAGCUGUUUCCCCUACGCAUCAUUUAAUCGCGCCCACCCUUACCAGUAUCAAUCGUCGGACCCCUCCCCAACCCCUGAUUCGUCCGACUCCGCAUAUUUCCGUGCACUCGCCGACGAGCAGGCCGCUCGCCAGCAGUACCUUGCCGCCCGCCGCGCACAGGAGGAGGCCCGUCAGCGUGCCGCCCGCGCCCAUCUCGCCCGCCAGGCCCACUCACCGUACAGUUCGUACCUUCCUCACGAUGGCGAGGACGACUUUGACGACGGUAUGUAUGGGUUCGGACCCACCGUACCCUCUCGGCAGCAGCGCGCAAUGAUGGAGGAGCAGCGCAGGCGAGAGAUGUUGGAGCGUGAGCGUACCCGCUUGGAGGAAGAGCGCCGCAUGAGACACGAGGAGGAGUGCCGCGAGAGAAUUAUUGAGGAGGAGCGUCGCCGGAGGGCUGCAGAAGAGGAGCGUCGCCAGAGGUUGAUGGAGGAGGAGCGGCUCCGGCAUAUAUUGGAGGAAGAAGAUAGCCAUCGAGAGGAGCAAGACUGGCAGCGCCGCCGUCAGCCGAACGAAGAUGAACUCGACCCUCUCCUUCGUGCACUGGGUCUUAGCCCUGCAGGUUUUGGUCGAGAUGAAGACAUGAGUCCACGGCCAGGUAGGGCACCCACCCGUAUACACACAGCGUCGCCGCCGCAACGUCGGCGACCUAUGCGCUCUCAAGAACCCCGUAAGCCAACGACCGCACACCCGCAGCCUCACCCAGCGUCAAGCGGCCGGUCAUUUUCCCUACCUCCGCAUGCGUCCACGACCAAGCCAACAUCUCCAUCACCGAAACCACAACACGAGCCAUCCCUCAACCCCGAACAAACUGUUGCAGCGCGCAAGAUCCUUGCCGCCUAUCGCACACACGCGUCUCGCGCACACGCCCUGCGCGCGAUCGCCUCGCUCCACACCCGCUUCGCCUCGCUCAAGGCCGGCUUCGCCGGUCCGCCCACCAUCGACUUUCUGCUCCCGUCCGGCGCGCACGUCACCGUUCCAGUCGAGUCGGUCAUUCCGUCGCCCUCGGUGGAUGCUAGGGAGGUGUCGGAGGAGGACGGUCGGCCGCGACUCGCAUACACGUCGACGAACGGGGCAAUUCACUCCUAUCAAGAGGAGUUGAACCGUAUCCUCGCGUCACUCGACACGGUGGAGAGCGGCGGGGACAUCGGCGUGCGUGAGAGUCGGAGAGAUCUCGCACGGAGUGUUGAGCAAGAAGCAGAACGCGUGGAGCGCUGGAUUGGAGAAGUUUGGGAUGAGUGGGUCCGCACGGAGGGCAGGAGGGUUGUCAGUCACCUUCCGGAGGACGAUAAGGCGCAGGUGCAGUUGCAGCCUCGAGAGGCCGAUGCGAUGCCUGAGAUUCAUACCCCUACCAACGCAGAAUCGACGACGAUUGAGAAGGAGGAACCGCAGACUCUGCAGACGCUCCAGGAGCCUCCGCGGAUUACAAUUUCGGUCGUUGGGCCCGCUCUCGGAGAAGUAUCUCCGCCAGAAGCCCCGCAGCUGCACGAUGACUUGGAGCGCCAAGUGCGGAACGACGCUGGUGAACCGACCGUCGAUACCCACAUGCAGGUUGAUGACCCGGCGGAGACAUUCUACACCCCAGUGGAUGUUCAGGCCUCGGAGUCCAUCAUAUCUCAACCGGAGGUCGAGGCGCGGGCAACCACACGGAAAUCCGAAGCGAACGCAAGCGAAGGCGUUCUCGAGACGCCAAUUCUCGCGUCAGUCGAGACGAAGGUACGAGCUAUCGCGGAUGCGGCGUCUCUGUCACCGCUGGACAUCCACAUCAGUGACAUUCAGACACCAACGACCUCUACGACUCCAGCCGCAACGAUUGCCUCUGACAUAGCGGUGGAAACAAAUACUGCGGAGGAGUCGAGUUCUGCGCACGCGGAGUUGCAAUAUUCUUCGUCGGACAUCGACUCUCCCGACGUGCCUCAUCUCGACUCUGGUGUCGAGACGGACAGUGCGUCCAGUCCUCGAACGCCAUCCCUCACGGCACCAAGUUCUUUGGUGGAGUCGUCACCAACGAUUGUGCCGGUGGAACUGCCAGCAGUGGAUCCGGAGCAAGUGCCAAUACCGGACGACACACUCUCUGGCAUUGAGAAACCUGCUGCACCUAGGCAAAAGUGGGGCGAGGUGGAGAUCUUCGACCUGUUCUAG